Molecule: messenger RNA, 3309 nt
Organism: Salvia splendens (bonfire salvia)
Lineage: Eukaryota; Viridiplantae; Streptophyta; Magnoliopsida; Lamiales; Lamiaceae
Product: insulin-degrading enzyme-like 1, peroxisomal
Exons: 26
Coding region: 176-3085 (969 amino acids)
Biological process (GO): peptide catabolic process
Cellular component (GO): cytosol; mitochondrion
Molecular function (GO): metalloendopeptidase activity; metal ion binding
Source: RefSeq, a predicted model, not a curated record
UUAUGUGAACAUUUCGUGCGCAGGAAUCCUCUAUUCAUCAGAGUCUUGCUCGUUCGUCUCUGCAACAACCAGUUCAGUUAAUCUCCUCACACUGAAAAUAUAUCCAUCAUUUAUCCGUUUGUAUUAUCCCAUUGAUUGCAAUCGGCUGAAUUCGCAUAAUUGGAUACGAAAAAGCAUGGCCUUGGGAGUAAUGAAACCGGAAGAUGAGAUAAUAAUCAAGCCGCGCAAUGAUAAAAGAGACUAUCGAAGGAUUCUUCUCAAAAAUAAUCUCCAAGUUCUCCUCAUCAGCGAUGCCGAAACCGAUAAAUGUGCUGCUUCAAUGGAUGUCCGCAUCGGUGCUUUCAGUGAUCCCGAGGGACUCGAAGGCCUCGCGCAUUUUCUUGAACACAUGCUUUUCUAUGCUAGCGAAAAGUAUCCUCAGGAGGACAGUUAUUCAAAAUACAUCAGUGAGCAUGGAGGCAGCACAAAUGCUUUCACAUCGUCUGAGAACACCAAUUACUACUUUGAUGUCAACCCUGACUCCUUUGAAGAAGCCUUGGACAGAUUUGCUCAGUUUUUCAUAAAACCAUUGAUGUCGGCUGAUGCGACUACAAGGGAAAUAAAAGCAGUUGAUUCUGAGAACCAGAAAAAUUUGCUAUCUGAUGCCUGGCGGAUGAAUCAGCUUCAGAAACAUUUAAGUGUGCAAGACCACCCGUACCACAAAUUCAGUACAGGAAAUUGGGAUACUUUGGAAGUCCGGCCAAAAGAAAGAGGAUUGGACACUAGACAAGAGCUUCUGAAGUUCUAUAAAGACAAUUAUUCAGCCAAUCUCAUGCAUCUUGUGAUAUAUACUAAAGAUGGUCUCGAUAAAAUUGAAAUCCUUGUCCGGAGCUAUUUUGAGGAUAUCCGAAAUACAGAUAGAAACUCAAUCAGUUUCCCUGGCCAGCCUUGUAAUUCAGAACACCUUCAGAUUCUCGUAAAAGCCGUCCCAAUUAAGCAAGGUCACAAGUUAAAAUUUGUAUGGCCAACAACACCUGGAAUCCAUCAUUACAAUGAAGGGCCAAGCAGGUAUCUGGGUCACUUGAUUGGCCAUGAAGGAGAAGGAUCUUUGUUUUACAUCUUGAAAAAAAUGGGUUGGGCUACAAGUUUAUCCGCUGGUGAAUCAGAUUGGACUUGUGAGUUUUCUUUCUUCAAAGUCAGCAUUGAUCUCACAGAUGCUGGCCAAGAGAAGUUUGAGGAAAUUGUGGCACUAUUGUUUAAAUACAUUCACCUUCUCCAGAACUCUGGACCCUGUGAACGGAUUUUUGAUGAGCUUGCAGCCAUUUGUGAGACUUCCUUUCACUAUCAAGAUAAGAUUCGACCAAUUGAUUAUGUGGUCAAUGUUGCAAUGAAUAUGCAGUUUUAUCCUCCAAAAGAUUGGCUGGUUGGAUCAUCUUUGCCUACAAAGUUCAAUGCUGAGGUCAUUCAGUCAGCAUUGAAAGAGCUGAGUCCAUUCAAUGUGAGAAUUUUUUGGGAGUCCACAAAAUUUGAGGGACUUACAGAUUCAAAAGAGCCUUGGUAUGGUACAGCUUAUUCUGUUGAGCGAUUAACUGGCUCUAAGAUUGAGCAAUGGGCUGAUAAAGCUCCUGGUGAAGGUUUGCAUCUACCUGUCGAAAAUGUGUUUAUUCCUACAGAUCUAUCCCUUAAGACUGGUUCAGAGCAAAUGAAAUUACCAGUUUUGUUGAGGAAGACGCCUUACUCAAGGUUGUGGUACAAACCUGAUACAGCAUUUUCAACUCCAAAAGCAUAUGUUAAGAUAGAUUUCAAUUGUCCUCUUUCUGGGAGUUCUCCUGAAUCAGAAGUUCUCACCGAAAUAUUUACACGUUUGCUGAUGGACUACUUAAAUGAAUAUGCAUACGAUGCCCAAGUUGCUGGUCUAUAUUAUUCAGUUAGCAACACUGAAUCUGGUUUCCAGGUCACUGUAGUUGGAUAUAACCACAAGCUGACGAUCUUACUGGAGACAGUAAUACAACGGAUUGCGAAUUUUGAAGUUAAACUUGACAGAUUUUCUGUAAUUAAGGAAUUGGUCACAAAAGACUAUCAGAAUAUGAAGUUUCAACAGCCAUAUCAGCAAGCCAUGAACUACUGUUCAUUGAUACUAGAAGACCAAACAUGGCCUUGGACUGAGAAAGUUGAAGUUUUACCUCACCUUGAAGUCGAGCAUCUUGUGAAAUUUUAUCCUUUAAUGAUAUCAAGGAUCUUCUUGGAGUGCUUUGCUGCAGGAAAUCUUGAGCCAAAAGAAGCAGAGUCCAUGAUCCACCAUAUAGAAGAUGUGUUCUUUAAGAGUACCAAGCCCAUAUCCAAGCCUCUCUUUGGAUCUCAGUACAUGACAAAUAGAGUUGUGAAGCUUGAAAGGGGAAUAAAUUACUUCUACAGCGGGGAAGGCCUAAAUCCUAGUGACGAGAAUUCUGCACUUGUCCACUACAUUCAGGUGCACCAGGAUGAUUUCAAGCUAAAUGUCACUCUCCAACUUUUUGCGGUGAUAGCAAAGCAACCUGCAUUUCACCAGCUUAGAUCAGUUGAGCAGCUUGGAUAUAUUACAGUGCUUAUGCAGAGGAAUGACUCUGGUGUCCGAGGUGUACAAUUCAUUAUCCAAUCAAAUGUCAAGGGUCCUGGUCAAAUUGAUCUGAGAGUAGAGUCAUUUCUCAAGAUGUUUGAAACUAAGCUCUAUGAAAUGCCUAACGACGAAUUUAAGAGCAACGUUAAUGCACUUAUCGAAAUGAAGCUGGAGAAGCACAAAAACCUACAAGAGGAAUCUACAUUCUACUGGCGAGAAGUAUUUGACGGAACCUUCAAAUUUGACAGGAGAGAAUGCGAGGUAGCAGCACUAAAGCAAAUAACUCAAAAGGACUUGAUAGAUUUCUUCAACGAGUACAUUAAAGUCGGUGCUCCUCUCAAGAAGGGGUUGAGCGUACGUGUAUAUGGGAGCGCACAUGCUUCAGAGUACAAGACAGACAAUUCCCAACCUCCUGUAUCCUACGUUCCAAUAGAAGAUAUCUUUAGUUUUAGAAGAUCACGACCUCUGUAUGGCUCGUUCAAAGGAGGCUUCGGUCACUUGAAGCUGUAAAGAUAGCAAAACUCUGUUCAGGAUCAGAAGAGAACCCUUGCCAGAGUGGUUUUCUUCAGAAUAGAGCAUUCGUCUUCAGAUUACCUCAAAGAUUAUAUUACAUUUUCCUUUGAUAUAUAGACGUCUCUUUGAAUUUUUCUUAAUGAGCAAAAUAAUUGAUAGGGCAUCAACCAUUUGUAGUAUAACCAUAUUGUUGAAUAGUAGAGGCACCGAUAACUUAAAAA